Molecule: messenger RNA, 1791 nt
Organism: Aspergillus ibericus CBS 121593
Lineage: Eukaryota; Fungi; Ascomycota; Eurotiomycetes; Eurotiales; Aspergillaceae
Product: carotenoid oxygenase family protein
Exons: 3
Coding region: 1-1791 (596 amino acids)
Biological process (GO): carotene catabolic process
Molecular function (GO): carotenoid dioxygenase activity
Source: RefSeq, a predicted model, not a curated record
AUGUCAAAAGCAAGAAGAAGACAUCCAUACCUCGUGGGCAACUUUGCCCCUGUUCGUACGACCCUUGCCGCCGAGACAUGCCACUUUGAGGGCACUAUCCCUGAGGAGUUCCUAGGCGGGCAAUAUGUCAGGAAUGGCACCAAUCCCCUCCAAAGCGAAGCUCAGCGUGACUUCCACUGGUUCGAUGGCGACGGCAUGCUCACGGGCGUGUACUUUAAACGUAUCCCAGAAUCACCCAGUGUCCAGCCAGUCUUUACCAACCAAUAUGUUCUAACCGACAUGUACUGCGCAACCGUGCGGAAUCGCCGUCUCUGUCCCAUCAUUCCUAGUGUUGCAACCAUGACCAACCCUGCCUUGUCGACCCUUCGAAUUCUGCUGGAGGUAACGCGGAGUACAAUAUUGAUAUUUGCAUCCAUCUGGGGGUUGGUUGCCCGGCCGAUCAGGCGGGUGAGCAGUGCGAAUACCAGCAUUCUCCAUCACGAUGGUCGUGUCUUGGCUACAAAUGAGGUCGGGCCUCCUAUGCGUGUGUUUCUUCCACUGCUGCAAACCGUGGGCUGGUUCACCGGCAACACAGCAGAGGGGGAGCCUGGGGACUGUGAAAGGUCCAAGCCGUACUUUGGCGGUCCAGGCAUGGAAGGAUUCUAUAAGGAAAUGACCACUGCUCAUCCUAAAGUUGACCUCCAUACUGGUGAACUGCUUCUCUUCCACUCGACGUUUCUUCCACCGUUCGUUCAUUACUCCAUUGUACCUGCUAGAAGCUCGCUAUCCCCGGAGCCCCAUCUCAAUCAACCUGUGCCUGGCCUUACUUCAGGGAAAAUGAUGCACGAUUUUGGGGUUUCCCCUCAACAUACCAUUAUCAUUGACCUGCCUCUCUCACUGGACCCGUCCAAUAUCUUCUACGGCAAACCAGUAAUGCAAUACGAUCCACAUGGCCAAACGAGGAUUGGGGUAUUCCCUCGGCACUUCCCGGAUCUUAUCCGAUGGUUCAAGACGGCCGCCUGUGUGGUUAUGCAUACCGUGAAUAGCUGGGAUGAAGAGACCCCCCGCGGUGUACAGGUGAAUAUGCUCCUUUGUCGCAUGAACAGUGUCGCCCCAUUGUACCAUAUGGGCAACCUGGAUGCGCCAGGGGCUGUGAACCCGCCAGAUCCCGAAUGCCGUCUUUAUUAUUACCAAUUCCCGCCAAGCCAAGAAGGAUCCUCCUCGAUCUCGCAACAGUGGGCGCUAUCAGCCAUUCCGUUUGAAUUUCCAUGUGUGCCCAAGCACCUUGAGAUGAAGCAGGCACGGUUUGUCUAUGGCUGUUCCAUGCGGAAUGGAAAUUUUGCCACCUCCCACAUCAGCAGCUAUAAGAUUGAUUGUCUCGUCAAAAUGGAUGUGCAGCAUCUUCUUUUGCAGGCGAAGUCUGAUCCUCCAUCCCCGGUAUAUGGCUGUGUGGACAAGCGCUCAAUUGCUGACAUACUCGCGUCAAAAAAUCGUGACGACCCCAUCCGAGCUUUUGCCUUCCCAUCAGGAUGGUAUGCUCAGGAGUGUUCGUUUGUGCCGCGCAGGGAUGGAAAGUCCGAGGAUGAUGGCUGGCUCGUUACGUAUGUCUUCAACGAGUCACAACUGGAUGAGAAUGGUGAUGCUCCGCCUAGCUCACACAGUGAGCUGUGGGUCAUUGAUGCGGUGAGAAUGACAGAUGUGGUUUGCCGGGUAGUCCUGCCUCAACGAGUGCCGUAUGGGAUGCAUGGGAAUUGGUUUCCCGAGGAACAGAUUGUGAAUCAGCGAUAUGUGAGGGAGUUCCGUAGCAAGUAG